CAGGCCUAGUUUCCAGGCCACGGUCGCGGUUGCGAGGGGAUGGAACCUCUGCGUGUGCUGGAGCUGUACAGUGGCAUUGGUGGCAUGCACCACGCGCUGCGAGAAAGUUGUAUCCCUGCACAUGUGGUGGCUGCUAUCGAUGUGAAUACUGUUGCUAAUGAAGUAUACAAGCACAAUUUCCCUCACACGCUCUUACUGGCAAAGACAAUUGAAGGCAUUUCACUGGAAGAGUUGGACAAGCUAUCCUUCAAUAUGAUUUUAAUGAGCCCUCCGUGUCAGCCAUUCACAAGGAUUGGCCUUCAGGGCGAUAUGACUGAUCCAAGGACAAAUAGCUUUUUGUAUAUUCUAGAUAUUCUCCCAAGAUUACAAAAAUUACCCAAGUAUAUUCUUUUAGAAAAUGUGAAAGGUUUUGAAGUAUCUUCGACAAGAGGGCUGCUAAUAAAAACUUUAGAAGCCUGUGGCUUUCAGUAUCAAGAGUUUCUAUUAUCUCCUUACUCUCUUGGCAUUCCAAACUCAAGGCUACGGUAUUUUCUCAUCGCAAAGCUUCAGUCAGAGCCUUUACCUUUUCAAGUCCCUGGUCAGAUACUGAUGGAGUUUCCUAAAAUUGUAACUGUACAGCCACAAAAAAUUGCAGUAGUUGCAGAAAAUAAGCCAAGACUGAAGAGAACUGAACCAAAUGUCUGCUUUGAUAGCAGCAGCACGCAGUGUUCUGGAAAAGAUACCAUUCUUUUUAAGCUUGAAACUGCACAAGAAAUUGACAGAAAACAGCAACAGGACAGUGACCUCUCUGUGCAAAUGCUGAAAGAUUUUCUUGAGGAUGAUGACACAAAUCAGUACUUUUUACCACCAAAGUUAUUGCUGCGCUACGCUCUUGUACUGGAUAUUGUUAAGCCCACGUCCCGAAGGUCCACCUGCUUUACCAAAGGCUAUGGAAGCUACAUAGAAGGGACAGGCUCUGUGCUGCAGACUGCGGAGGAUGUGCAGAUUGAAAGUAUCUAUAAAUCUCUUACUGAUUUGCCGCCAGAAGAAAAGAUAGCUAAGUUGUCAAUGCUUAAGCUGCGGUAUUUCACACCUAAAGAAAUUGCAAAUCUCCAGGGAUUUCCUCCAGAAUUUGGAUUUCCCGAGAAGAUAACAGUGAAGCAGCGGUACCGUCUGCUCGGCAACAGCCUCAACGUGCAUGUAGUAGCAAACCUCCUCACAGUCCUGUGUGGAUGAUUUGAAAAUACCUCUGAGAGGUGUCAGCAUUCCUCAAAUUCUAGACAAUAAUUCUAAAAUUCAAUUUUGAAUUAAUUCAUAUGAAAUGUAACUAAAUUAUUUUAGUAGCAUUUUAGUGGGAAAUUGGGAAGUUAUUUGGUACAUAUCAACCUGUGGCUAAACAGGUCAUGGGCCCUAGGGGGUAACUGACCACCAUUACUGCUAAAUGGACAUAGUAUUACACGCUUCAUGAUGAUUUAUUGUUAUAGCAUAGAUUAGUGUUUCCCUAAAUGUUCAUCAAGUAAGUUUCUUGCAGUAGGUGGCAAUACAAAAACAUAUUAAAUUUAUGUUGCUGUAUCCCAUAAACUUCACUUUACUGUUUUGCUUUAUGAGCAAAUAUUUUUAUAAAGGUUUAAAACAUCUAUAUUAAAUAUCUUUCAUAUAUGCUAUAAACAGAUUUAAGAAUGUUUGAAUUUUAUAUCUAUAAUUGUACUUUAUAAGUAUGACAUGAAUAGUAUAAUAAUCCUUAGGAAAUAAUCUUUGUGUGUUAAAUUAAAAAUUGUUUUAUAUAACACGGAGAAACAACUGGGUAUGGGCCUGGAAGCUUCAGCCCUUCUGGCCAGCUUUCAUAGUGCUAGAAGGUGCUAUCCAUGUAUUGGAAGAAAAAAAUAGUCAUUCUUCUUUACUAGCUUCAAACCUGGUAAGUCACAAUAAAGCCUAUCCUGUUAAGAUAUGUCCAUGAAUGUUAUGAUUUGAUUUAAGGCCUGAUCAAUGAGAUGGAACCCAUACUUGGCACUAUUACCUGGUUCAAAAACCUGUGGCUAGACAGAUCAUGAAUCCUAGUAGGUAACCUACUACCAUUAUUCUGCUAAAUGGACAUAGUAUUAAAUGAUUCCUAAUGAUUUGUUGUAAUACCAUAGAUUAGUGUUUCUCUCGGCAUUCAUCGGGUAAGCUUCUUACAGUAGAUGGCAAUACAGAAACCCAAAACUUGUUAACAUGCAGAAAGUGCGAGACUGUGGGGUGCUCAGUCCUAAAUGGGACAUACUCUCAGUGUCCUCCUUGCCAAGGCUCUGUGGUCAUUACAGAAGAGGGAGCAAAAGAGUGUAGGAGCCCUUUAAGAAGAUAGUGUUUUUCAGGCACAGCAGGACAGAAGCUAGGUAAGCUUUCUGAUGGCCUGGACCAGUCUGGCUGUAACUCAGAGGAAUCUGUCCAGAGUGCCAGAAUGAAAGGACAGUACUCAACCUGGCUUCCUCUUUAAUCUGAUUCUGAAGAUAAAAACGCAUUGUUCUGUCUUCAUUUGCACAUACUUCCUUUUAGUUUGCUAUUACCAGAGUGCUUUUUUUUUCUUUAUCAGCCUUUGGAUUAAAUUUGUCUGUUGUUACAUUUUAAGAAAUAUGGCAUGGCUUAUGUGCCCUUAGGGUUAUAUUGUUGCUAUUUCUAUAUGGUACUACACCAUCCUUUAUUGUAUUGACUGUCUCCAGUCAGUGUUUCAUGGCAUUGGUAAAUGAUGGAUAAAAUGUGUUCAGACAUAUACUGGAAUGUCAGUGUUAACUGGAAGGAGUUUAUGAUACAUGUCAUGACCUGUGUGAGCCUUGGGAAACUGCUAAUGAAAGAAGCCGAUUAUGAAAAGACUAAUGUGAUUUUAUUCCACUGUGAGUCAUAGAGACAGGAAUUAGGGCAAUGUUUGCCAGGGGUCAGCAGGAGGGACACUAGGGAGUUAGUGUUUAGCAGGCACAGAGUUUCUCUUUGGGAAGAUGAGCAGGUUCUGAAAGUGGGUGGCGUUGACGGUUGGACAUUGUGAAUGUGCUUCGUGCCCCCAAACUGUACCCUCAAAACCUGUUGAGUCGCUAAUUUUAUUUUAUUUAUAUCAUGCUGAAAUUUUUAAAAUUACUUUUUCUGAACUCAGGUAAAUAUGGGUAUAUCAAAGCUAUAAGCUAUAUAUGUAUCAACAGUCACAUUUUAUCUAUGUGUUUAAAGAUGAACCUCAUUAAAGUACAAUCUGA
Molecule: messenger RNA, 3197 nt
Organism: Psammomys obesus (fat sand rat)
Lineage: Eukaryota; Metazoa; Chordata; Mammalia; Rodentia; Muridae
Gene: Trdmt1
Product: tRNA aspartic acid methyltransferase 1
Exons: 11
Coding region: 40-1215 (391 amino acids)
Molecular function (GO): methyltransferase activity
Source: RefSeq, a predicted model, not a curated record